AUGUUCUCGCUUCAGCCCCUUGACCUCAUUAGAUCAUUUUCUAAGCUUUUUGAGUCAUGUGAAGAAAUCUUAAACGUGGAAGUUCCGAGAGACUUGCGAACCAAUGCAAUUAGCAGCGACUGUACGAUUGUUGUUCUCCGCGGAGAAGGUGCAGAAGAAAAAACAUUGGCACUCGAUGAAACUGACAUGGGAGGAUGGAUCUUAUCUGCUACAGUUUUACCGCCAGAACUCAGCAAGCUUAGUUCUGGCUUGAGUACUGCUGAGUUGGCUGUCAGGAGCCGAGGCAUUUCUGUUACUGGAUAUGACCCUUCCCUCCCUGGAGAUGUUGUUAAGACUGAUUUGACUAACCGCUUUUCUUCAUGUGGAAAGAUCACUGAUGUUUUUGUUCUUAACAGUCGGGCUUUGAUCUAUCUCUUCGGAAUAGGUGCAAUACAUAACGCGUUGAGCCUUUGUCGGAGAGGUGACUCGGAUACAAUGAAUACGUUACCUGGUGAGGUGUUGACAUUGCCUGGUGAGAGCCAUGUUCAAGUGAUGGAAUCGUUCUACGACUUUGUCAAAAGCAAGGUGAGGAUUGGGGUUGAGGGGUACAACAUUUCCUCGCUUCAGACCCUUGACCUUGUUAGAUCAUUGUCGAGGCUUUUUGAGUCAUGUGGAGAAAUUUUAGACGUGGUAGUUCCGAGAGACUUGCGAACCAAUGCAAUUAGCUGCAGCAGCGGCUGUACCAUUGUUGUUCUCCGCGGAGAAGGUGCAGAAGAAAAAGCAUUGGCACUCAAUGGAACUGACAUGGGAGGAUGGAUCUUAUCUGCUAGAUUUUUACCGCCAGAACUCAGCAAGCUUAGUUCUGGCUUGAGUACUGCUGAGUUGGCUGCUAGGAGCCGAGGCAUUUCUGUUACUGGAUAUGACCCUUCCCUCCCUGGAGAUGUUGUUAAGACUGAUUUGACUAACCGUUUUUCUUCAUGUGGAAAGAUCACUGAUGUUUUUGUUCUUAACAGCCAGGCUUUGAUCUAUCUCUUCGGAAUAGGCGCAGUAGAUAAGGCGUUGAGCCUUUGUCGGAGAGGUGACUCGGUACUCCGUGCUAAAGCCUUGCCAAAACCUAAAAGGAAAAUUAACCAUGAACCCGCCGCCUAUGAACGUCCUUUUCUCUGA
Brassica oleracea var. oleracea is the source of this 1146-nucleotide messenger RNA. RefSeq lists its product as uncharacterized. Bases 1 to 1146 code for a protein of 381 amino acids. Gene Ontology annotation, molecular function: nucleic acid binding. The transcript has 7 exons. NCBI's taxonomy places the organism in Eukaryota, Viridiplantae, Streptophyta, Magnoliopsida, Brassicales, Brassicaceae. The record is from RefSeq and is a predicted model, not a curated record.